Molecule: messenger RNA, 839 nt
Organism: Dacryopinax primogenitus
Lineage: Eukaryota; Fungi; Basidiomycota; Dacrymycetes; Dacrymycetales; Dacrymycetaceae
Exons: 2
Coding region: 1-693 (230 amino acids)
Source: RefSeq, a predicted model, not a curated record
AUGGGUCCCAGUCAUGUCCGCUCCUACUUUGCCUCUCAAGCAACCUAUACACCACUCAGCUGCCCCGCUGUCAAGUUCAAGGACUGGCUCUGCGUUAUUGGCCUCAUGAUCGGUGGAGCUGCGGGACUUUUCGUCCUUUUUUUCAUUGUUGUUGGGUGCUUAGCAUGCUGUUUCGCAAUAUUUGAAGGCUGUUGUCGUUGCUGUGGACCUCGGCGUCGACGGCCUGUGGUCACCCUUCCACGCUACACCACCCGCGAUCCGGAGAAUCCAGCAGUCAUCCCCGAUCAGAAUCCACAAGUCAUCCCCGAUCAGAAUCCACAAGUCAUCCCCGAGGAGAAUCCAGAAGUCGUCCCCGACUGUCCGCCCCCAUAUCUAGAACGCGCCCCUCCUACGGCUGUUCCUGUACCUCAACCAGGCGCGAUCUUACUCUCUGUGCUCCCCCGUCCUGCUGUUCCUGCCCAGACCCACCAUUCGAUACGUUCUUCUGCCUCAUCCACACGCAUGACGAUCUCCACGACGCCCGAUGCUGUUCCGCCAUCGUCUUCGCGCAUCUCCCAGCCUCCGCGAGCACAUCCUUCCUCCCACCGCGUUCCUUCUUCAAAUGUUCAAUCGCAUCAUACACCUUCAUCACAGCGCACUCGGCUCGUUGUCGUUCGAUCGCAACACACUAGUGUUACUCUAACAACGCAUUAACUUGAACGUCUAGUUCACAGCACUUUUCUAUUCUCAUCCUCUCACAUGCAUAUUCUAGAAAGCAGGACAGGCUUCUACCCGCCAAUAUGCGUUGUAAUCACAUAUUUGUAUACCAGCUGCUUCCCACAUUGCACCAUGUCAAUAAU